GACUGAUCAUCUAACAACACAUUCCUCAACAACAUACUCUCACAUCAAGAGAUCUGUCUGUACCGAUGAUACACUCCAUCAACGCUCGUUAAUUAUUCCUCCCUUCUUUCAACAGACGCUUUGCCUAUCCUUUCACAAUCCCACUCACUCGCUCCUUCUCCAGACCUUCCAGCUUCAAUGACGCCCGGUUAAACACUUCCAAUCGACCAGCUUCAACAUGUCUGUCGACUCAAGCUACGGCAUUUCCCACGGUAGUCCUGGCUUGCGAUAUUCACAACCCAAUCAAUAUGUUGAACCGCGUGGUCUAGUUGCUCGCGCGCGCAACGCUGCCUAUACUUACGUUCAAGACUCGAAGAACCAGGCCGGAACUGGCUUCAGAUACGGACGCAAUCCCGGUUUGUCCUGGCAAAAGGCAAAAUCACUCCUGCGAGGAUCUUUUUGUGUCGCAAACUUCCUAGCUGCGCUAUGGAUGUUCACAUUGUGGUGGGGCGAAAGGACAGUUUUCCGGGAACAAGUUUCACAAUGUUAUUGGGAUUCAUGGGAGAAAUGGCCCGCAAAUGCAACCCCCCAUCAUGUCGUCUUUAUAGCCGAUCCACAACUUGUUGACCCUCACACAUACCCAGGGCGUCCUUGGCCCUUGUCAACCCUUACCGUCCAAUUCACGGACCAAUACCUCCGUCGAUCGUUCUCUCUAAUUGAAGACUACCUUCAUCCGGACUCGGUCUUAUUCCUAGGGGAUUUAUUUGACGGUGGUCGCGAAUGGUCCACCUCUACGAGUCAGUCUCCCGAGGAACGAUACAGGAAAUAUGGAGAGGGUUUCUGGUUAAAAGAGUAUAACCGGUUCACUCGUAUAUUUUUCAACCAAUGGAACAAAAAUGGCCUUCCGGCCACUGGAGAGCGUCGAGGUCGCAAGCUAAUUGCGAGUUUGCCUGGAAACCAUGAUUUGGGAUUCGGAAGCGGUGUGCAACUUGCGGUUCGACGACGUUUUCAAGGAUACUUUGGUCGCGGUAACCGGGUUGACGUUAUUGGGAAUCAUACAUUUGUUUCCGUUGACAGUGUUUCUCUGUCUGCAAUGGAGCAGCCUGAUGAAACAGGCAGCAGCGGAAUUGGAGCUGGAGAUGGCCAUCAGCCAAACCAAGCAAUUUGGGGUCCUACUGAGCAAUGGCUCAAGGGAGUCAAAGAUAUGAAAGCUCGCCUCGAAACAGAAGAGCUUCGGUCAAUACGGAAUCAGACAGAAGGCUUCAAACUCGUCCAGGGGCUUCAAGAAGCUUCGGCAGACACAGUUGCUCACAGGACUCCUAUUGAGUCACAGGGACUCCCAACCAUCUUACUCACGCACGUGCCAUUGUUUCGAGAGCCUGCAACACCCUGCGGCCCUUUACGUGAGCAUUAUCCACCUUCUACUACAGAUCCUAUGCCUGAAGAGGAUGAGGCAAACGCUUUGAAGAUAGCUGGUGGUUACCAGUAUCAAAACGUUCUAACUCCGGCGAUCUCUAACGAGAUCAUGUCGAGAAUUGGUCCUGGGGUCUCUCAUAUUUAUUCCGGGGAUGAUCACGACUACUGUGAAGUGACGCAUCGCGAAUACACUGGAUCGCCCAAGGAAAUCACUGUUAAAAGUCUGUCGUGGGCGAUGGGAGUCCGGCAUCCGGGCUUUUUGAUGACCACGCUGUGGAAUCCCAUCGAUCCGAGCAACGGAAAACCUCUCGCAGAAACAUCGCAGCCAACCAUUCGAAACCAUCUGUGCCUUCUUCCAGAUCAGUUGUCAAUCUUUGUUCAUUACGGGAUCAUUUUCUUCGUUACGAUUGUCAUCUUGACCAUCCGAGCCAUGGCCAUCACGUUCCUUUCCUUUGGCAAGCCCACAAAUUACGAGCCCGACCUACCAAUUAGUGAGCUUCAAGCUCAUUCUCGCACAUCCAGUCGUACAUCCAGUCCUCCAUAUACCAGCGUCACCAGCGCAACAUCAGGCGGAGAACCUCGACUCGCAAAUCGCAACAACUCGACACUCACCGAUCCAACCUACCGUAUAGAUGAAGAGGUGCAGAAAAGCACUCAACGUUACGAAGACUGGAAGAAGCCACACGGUGGAAGCGACUGGGACGACGACGAUAGGGGAACCGCCAAACUUCUAUCGUACAGUCGUCAAUCAGGUCGUGAAUGUGUCGGUCCGGCAUCCAGCAUAGGUCGAUUUGCAAUCGAAUUGAAAAAUAGCGUUAAGCAAGUUGCUAUUAUAGUCCUUCCUUUUUAUUUUUGGUUAUUGUGGAACUGGUGAAGUGAUUCUGUUUACUGGUUAGAUGGUAUAGUGUAACAUUAGCGAGCAUAGAAUGGACGGCGUUUUGGUUUCUAUCGGAUUCAUUGUUGACAUUACGCCACUUUAUACCUUUUUUCUCUAUUGAUCGGAUCUAUCAUUCAAAUUUCACACAAUUUGAACUCGUACC
Molecule: messenger RNA, 2435 nt
Organism: Talaromyces stipitatus ATCC 10500
Lineage: Eukaryota; Fungi; Ascomycota; Eurotiomycetes; Eurotiales; Trichocomaceae
Product: manganese ion homeostasis (Fr), putative
Exons: 2
Coding region: 218-2269 (683 amino acids)
Biological process (GO): GPI anchor biosynthetic process
Cellular component (GO): endoplasmic reticulum
Source: RefSeq, a predicted model, not a curated record